Messenger RNA from Ciona intestinalis (vase tunicate), 1869 nucleotides. RefSeq names its product T-complex protein 1 subunit epsilon-like. Gene Ontology annotation, molecular function: ATP-dependent protein folding chaperone; ATP hydrolysis activity; ATP binding. Gene Ontology annotation, biological process: protein folding. Lineage: Eukaryota; Metazoa; Chordata; Ascidiacea; Phlebobranchia; Cionidae. The record is from RefSeq and is a predicted model, not a curated record.
UACUGUUGGGGUAUCCCCGAAACUCAUGCUCCGUUACAUUUCAGUUCGAAUUCAAACUGUUGGAGUUCGUACUGGUUCUUCAAUACUUUAAUUUAGUUCAAAUUCAUUAUGUCAGCCGUUGGGACAGUAGCGUUUGACGAAUAUGGACGCCCGUUUAUUAUUUUAAGAGACCAAGACAAGAAAACUCGACUUUCUGGAGUCGAUGCAAUUAAAAGUCAUAUUUUAGCGGCCAAGACCGUUGCCCGUACUAUUCGUACGUCUUUGGGUCCAAAUGGCUUGGAUAAGAUGAUGGUUUCUCCGGAUGGGGAUGUCACCAUUACCAACGAUGGUGCAACGAUUCUGGAUAAAAUGGAUGUCAGUCACCAAAUCGCAAAACUUUUGGUUGAGCUUUCAAAGUCACAAGACGACGAGAUCGGGGACGGAACAACCGGCGUUGUCGUGUUGGCUGGUGCUCUCCUUGAGCAAGCGGAAGAGUUGAUUGACAGGGGAAUCCAUCCGAUUCGUAUUGCUGAUGGGUAUGAAUCUGCUAUGCAUGUUGCAUUAAAAAGAUUGAGCGACAUCGCUGACGAUUUCCCCGUGGAUAAAAACGACACCAACAACCUUGUUCAAGUUGCCAUGACAACCCUGGGGUCGAAGAUCGUAACGAAAUGUCACCGUCAGUUUGCUGAAAUUGCUGUUAACGCGAUUAUGUCAGUGGCGGACUUUGAUAGAAAGGAUGUUGAUUUUGAAUUAAUCAAAGUUGAAGGAAAGCAGGGCGGAAAACUCGAGGACAGUAUGUUGAUCAAAGGUGUUCUUAUUGAUAAAGACAUGAGCCAUCCCCAGAUGCCCAAAACCAUCAAAAACGCCAAGCUGGCGAUCCUCACUUGCCCGUUUGAGCCACCUAAGCCAAAGACCAAACAUAAGCUUGAUGUAACAAAUGCUGAAGAUUAUAGGAAACUACAGAAGUAUGAAAAAGAAAAGUUCGCUGAGAUGAUAAAGCAGGUCAAGGAUAGUGGGGCAAAUCUUGCAAUUUGUCAAUGGGGCUUUGAUGAUGAAGCUAAUCAUCUGUUGUUACAAAAUGAACUUCCAGCUGUUCGUUGGGUCGGAGGUCCGGAGAUUGAGCUUAUUGCGAUUGCAACAGGAGGGAGGAUUGUCCCAAGGUUUUCCGAGCUCACAGCAGAGAAGUUGGGAGUGGCAGGAAUUGUUCGAGAGCUCACUUUCGGAACAACUAAAGAUCGGAUGCUGGUGAUUGAGGGGUGUAAGAAUUCCAAGGCUGUGACAAUCUUCUUGAGAGGGGGCAACAAGAUGAUAGUCGAAGAGGCUAAAAGAUCGGUUCAUGAUGCUCUUUGUGUGAUCAGGAACUUGGUCCGUGACAGCAGAGUUGUCUACGGUGGUGGUGCAUGUGAGAUUGCAUGCGCUAUUGCAGUCAACAAGGCAGCUGACAUGACCCCAUCAUUGGAGCAGUAUGCAAUGAGAGCUUAUGGCCAGGCAUUGGAGACUGUACCCCUUGCUCUUGCUGAGAACAGUGGCCUUCAUCCGAUCCAAACCUUAUCCGAUGUCAGAGCUGAACAAGUUAACAAAAGCAAUCCUUACCUUGGAAUUGAUUGUCUGCAGAAAGGAACCAACGACAUGAAGCAACAACAUGUGUUGGAAACUCUGGUUGGGAAGAAGCAGCAAAUCUCGCUUGCGACACAGCUGGUUAGAAUGAUCUUGAAAAUAGAUGACGUACGAUCCCCUGGGGAGUGAUGUUGGCCUCUCAAAUUACACGGAAACUACUCGAUCCACAGAGCUGAAGUUCCAAAAGUGAAUGACUUGUUGUGAAUGUUAUUUUAUAUGUAGUCACGAAUUUGUAGCAUGUUAAAAUUCAUUAAAAAGCUAUUUCAAAUGUGA